AUGAUAGAAGGGAGCGGACUCAAAUCCAGACUAGCGUGGCCGAAACGCAAGGACAAGGAGGAUAAGAAAGCCAAGCCAAAACUGACCCCAGAACAGAGGAUGAGGCAGACACCGUUUGAGAGGGUGCUUUAUGACAUGAACCAUGACCAGAGGGUAGUCAACGACCUCAUACUGGGCCGGAGGAUCUCCUUCUACGAGCUCAGGGGGGAAAUAGGGUGUGGGAACUUCUCCCACGUUAGAUUGGGUAUCCAUGCCCUGACUAAAGAGAGGGUCGCAAUCAAGAUUUUGGAUAAGCUUCGGCUGGACAAGAAGUCUCAGUCUCUGUUUGCCACAGAGAUCAGCUGUAUGGAGAAGCUGUCCCACCCUAACAUUGUUCGUCUCUAUGAGGUGAUUGAGACCACCAAGCGCCUGUACCUGGUGAUGGAGUACGGUAGUGGAGGAGACCUCUACUCACGUAUCACCAACCGGGGGCGUCUGUCUGACCUGGAGACCAAGCUCAUCUUUGCCCAGAUCAUCUCUGCCAUCAAACACAUGCAUGACAACAACAUCGUCCACCGAGACCUGAAAGCAGAGAACAUCUUUUACACCACCAGCUACUGCAUCAAGGUGGGAGACCUUGGCUUCAGUAUCGUGAGUGCUCCAUCUGAAGUCCUCACCACGUUCUGUGGCUCCCCACCCUACGCCGCUCCAGAGCUCUUCAAAGACAAAGGCUACGUGGGUCGUUACGUGGACAUCUGGGCCUUGGGAAUCCUGCUCUACUUCAUGGUCACCGCCACCAUGCCUUUCCACGCCGACAACCUUGGUCGUUUGAAGCGCUGUAUCAUGCAGGGAGCCUACGCCUUCCCUGACUAUGUACCCAACCCCUGCCAACUGGCCAUAAAGGGCAUGCUGAGGUCUGUGCCCGCCGACCGUGACUCCAUCUCCCUGAUAAUGACCAGCACGUGGCUGAAGAGCAUUGAGUACCCUCGGGCGUACGCCCCCCUGCCCCAGACACCCUUUCACCUGGCUGAGACCUCCCAGGCCCUGUGUGUGGAGGAGCAGGAGGUGAAGUCGGCCCUGUCUGAUCUGGGCAUCAAGGGAGUCCACCUGCAGAACAACACCUAUACAGACAAUCGCAGCCCCCUGACGGGGACGUACCGUAUCCUCCUCCACCUCGUCCAGAAGAGGAGGUCUGUGGAGGCGGUGGGAUACGCAGCCCUUUACCCUGAGGACUUUGGCAGUAAGAACGGCAGGACGACCACUGCUGUUAUGGACAAGCACAACCCUACCAGUGUCUGUGUUAUCCUAUAGACCAGGGAUUUUGCAACAGAUUUUGAACCAGGGACUGGAAAAUUAUGGAUCUUCUCUUUGGAUUAAAACAAACAAUUUUGGUGGGCCACUUAUAUUGAAAUUGAACACUUGAGAAGUGAAGUUCUCCCAUAACUAUGAACUAUCUGAGGGACCUGUCAGCAACAUCUCAGGAACCAGUGCUGCUCCAUGGACCUCCAUGGAGGUUGAGAAAUAAUGCUACAGAGUCUGGCCUCCUGUAUAGCCAGGCUCCACCAGAAGAGAAUGUAACCGAUGUGAAAUGGCUAGCUAGGUAGCGGUGGUGCGCGCUAGCAGCCUUUCAGUCGGUGACGUCACU
Messenger RNA from Salvelinus namaycush (lake trout), 1624 nucleotides. RefSeq names its product serine/threonine-protein kinase NIM1. The record is from RefSeq and is a predicted model, not a curated record. The transcript has 5 exons. Gene Ontology annotation, biological process: microtubule cytoskeleton organization; protein phosphorylation; intracellular signal transduction. Gene Ontology annotation, cellular component: cytoplasm. Lineage: Eukaryota; Metazoa; Chordata; Actinopteri; Salmoniformes; Salmonidae. Gene Ontology annotation, molecular function: ATP binding; tau-protein kinase activity; protein serine/threonine kinase activity. Bases 1 to 1290 code for a protein of 429 amino acids.